AUGCGGCUCUGGAGUUGGGUGCUGCGCCUGGGGCUGCUGAGCGCCGCGCUGGGCUGCGGGCUGGCCGAGCGCCCCCGCCGGGCCCGGAGAGACCCGCGGGCCGGCCGCCCCCCGCCGGGCGGUGCCUGGGAAGCCGUGCGCGUCCCCCGGCGGCGGCAGCAGCGGGAGGCGAGGGGCGCCGCCGAGGAGCCGAACCCGCCGAGCCGGGCGCUCUAUUUCAGCGGGCGAGGCGAGCAGCUGCGCCUCCGGGCGGACCUCGAGCUGCCCCGGGACGCGUUCACGCUGCAAGUGUGGCUGCGAGCGGAGGGGGGCCAGAGGUCUCCGGCGGUGAUCACAGGGCUAUAUGACAAAUGUUCUUAUACCUCGCGUGACCGAGGAUGGGUCGUGGGAAUUCACACCAUCAGUGACCAAGGCAACAGAGACCCCCGCUACUUUUUCUCCCUGAAGACAGACCGGGCCCGGCAAGUGACCACCAUUAAUGCCCACCGCAGCUACCUCCCGGGCCAGUGGGUACACCUAGCCGCUACCUACGAUGGGCAGCUGAUGAAGCUCUACGUGAAUGGUGCCCAGGUGGCCACCUCUGGGGAGCAGGUGGGCGGCAUCUUCAGCCCGUUGACCCAGAAGUGUAAAGUGCUCAUGCUGGGAGGCAGCACUCUGAAUCACAACUACCGUGGCUACAUUGAGCGCUUCAGUCUGUGGAAGGUGGCCCGGACUCAGCGGGAGGUCCUGUUGGACAUGGAAACCCAUGGCCUCCACACUCCUCUACCUCAGCUCCUCCUCCAGGAGAACUGGGACAAUGUGAAGCGCACCUGGUCCCCCAUGAAGGACGGCCACGUCCCCCAAGUGGAACUCAGCGGUGCCCAUGGCUUCCUGCUGGACACGAGUUUGGAGCCUCCCUUGUGCGGGCAGACGUUGUGUGACAACACAGAGGUCAUCGCCAGCUACAACCAGCUCCCGCGGUUCCGCCGGCCCAAGGUGGUGCGCUACCGCGUGGUCAACCUCCAUGACGACAACCGCGAGAACCCCACGGUGAGCCGCCAGCAAAUCGACUUCCAGCACCGGCAGCUGGCCGAGGCCUUCAAGCACUACAACAUCUCCUGGGAGCUGGAGGUGCUGGAGGUGAGCAACUCCUCCCUGCGCCACCGCCUCGUCCUGGCCAACUGUGACAUCAGCAAGAUCGGGGACGAGAGCUGUGACCCCGAGUGCAACCACACGCUGACUGGUCACGACGGCGGGGACUGCCGUCAACUGCGCCACCCUGCCUUCGUGAAGAAGCAGCACAAUGGGGUGUGUGACAUGGAUUGCAAUUAUGAUCGGUUCAGCUUCGAUGGCGGAGAGUGCUGUGACCCCGAAAUCACGGACGUCACCAAGACUUGCUUCGACCCUGACUCUCCGCACAGAGCAUACUUGGAUGUUAAUGAACUGAAGAACAUUCUUAGACUGGAUGGAUCAACACACCUUAAUAUCUUCUUUGCAAACUCCUCGGAGGAGGAAUUGGCAGGAGUAGCAACUUGGCCAUGGGACAAGGAGGCCCUAAUGCACUUAGGUGGCAUUGUCUUGAAUCCGUCUUUCUAUGGCAUUCCUGGGCACACCCACACCAUGAUCCAUGAGAUCGGGCACAGCCUGGGCCUCUAUCACAUCUUUCGAGGCAUCUCGGAGAUCCAGUCUUGCAGUGAUCCCUGCAUGGAGACGGAGCCCUCCUUUGAGACCGGAGACCUCUGCAGUGACACCAACCCAGCCCCAAAACACAAGCUCUGUGGUGACCCGGGGCCAGGGAAUGACACCUGUGGCUUCCAUAGCUUCUUCAACACCCCUUACAAUAACUUCAUGAGCUACGCAGAUGACGACUGCACGGACUCCUUCACGCCCAAUCAAGUUGCCAGAAUGCACUGUUACCUGGACCUGGUUUACCAGAACUGGCAGCCCUCCAGGAAGCCGGCUCCUGUCGCCCUGGCCCCCCAGAUUGUGGGCCACACGACUGAGUCGGUGACGCUGGAGUGGUUUCCACCCAUCGAUGGCCACUUCUUUGAAAGAGAAUUGGGAUCAGCAUGUCACCUUUGCCUGGAAGGGAGAAUCCUGGUGCAGUAUGCCAUCAAUGCCUCCUCCCCGAUGCCUUGUGGCCCAUCAGGACAUUGGAGCCCUCGAGAAGCAGAAGGUCAUCCAGAUGUUGAACAGCCCUGUAAGUCCAGUGUCCGCACCUGGAGCCCAAAUUCAGCUGUCAACCCACACACAGUCCCUCCAGCCUGCCCUGAGCCACAAGGCUGCUACCUUGAACUGGAAUUCCGCUACCCCUUGGUCCCUGAGUCUUUAACCAUCUGGGUGACCUUUGUCUCCACUGAUUGGGACUCUAGUGGGGCUGUCAAUGACAUCAAACUGUUAACUGUCAGUGGGAAGAACAUCUCUCUGGGCCCUCAGAACGUCUUCUGCGAUGUCCCACUGACCAUCAAACUCCGGGAUGUGGGUGAGGAGGUAUACGGCAUCCAGAUCUACACAUUGGAUGAGCACCUAGAGAUUGAUGCGGCCAUGUUGACCUCCAUUGCAGACAGCCCGCUCUGUCUAGAGUGUAAGCCCCUGCAGUACAAGGUGGUCCGGGACCCUCCUCUCCACGUGGAUGUGGCCUCCCUCCUACACCUCAGUAGAAGAUUCACGGACACGGAUCUCAGUCUUGGCAGUGUGUACCAGUACUGGGUCAUCACCAUUUCGGGAAGUGAAGAGAGUGAGCCAUCACCUGCUGCCGUAUACAUCCACGGAAGUGGGUACUGUGGUGAUGGCAUUAUCCAGAAAAGCCGAGGUGAAGAAUGUGAUGACAUGAAUAAGCUCAGUGGUGAUGGCUGCUCCCUCUUUUGCCGACAGGAAGACUCCUUCAAUUGUAUUGAUGAACCCAGCCGGUGCUAUUUCCAUGAUGGUGAUGGUGUAUGUGAGGAGUUUGAACAAAAAACUAGCAUCAAGGACUGUGGAGUCUACACGCCCCAGGGGUUCCUGGAUCAGUGGGCAUCCAAUGCUUCAGUAUCACAUCAGGACCAGCAGUGCCCAGGCUGGGUCAUCAUCGGCCAGCCAGCAGCCUCCCAGGUGUGUCGAACGAAGGUGAUAGAUCUCAGUGAAGGCAUUUCCCAGCAUGCCUGGUACCCUUGUACCAUCAGCUACCCAUACUCCCAGAUGGCUCAGACCACUUUCUGGCUCCGGGCAUACUUUUCUCAGCCAAUGGUUGCUGCAGCUGUCAUCGUCCACCUGGUGACUGAUGGCACCUAUUACGGGGACCAGAAGCAGGAGACCAUCAGCGUCCAGCUGUUUGAUACCAAAGAUCAGAGCCACGAUCUCGGCCUCCAUGUCCUGAGCUGCAGGAACAAUCCCCUGAUUAUCCCUGUGGUGCAUGACCUCAGCCAGCCCUUCUACCAUAGCCGGGCGGUCCGCGUGAGCUUCAGUUCACCCCUGGUCGCCAUCUCGGGGGUGGCCCUCCGCUCCUUCGACAACUUUGACCCCGUCACCCUGAGCAGCUGCCAGAGAGGGGAGACCUACAGCUCUGCUGAACAGAGCUGCGUGCACUUCGCGUGUGAGGCUGCCGACUGCCCAGAGCUGGCCGUGGAGAACGCGUCUCUCAACUGCUCUAGCAGUGACCGCUACCACGGCGCCCGGUGCGCCGUGAGCUGCCAGACGGGCUACGUGCUCCAGAUACAGCGGGACGACGAGCUCAUCAAGAGCCAGGUGGGACCCAGCGUCACAGUGACCUGCAGGGAGGGCAAGUGGAACAAGCAGGUGGCUUGCGAGCCGGUGGACUGCGGCGUCCCAGACCAGCAUCACGUCUACGCCGCGUCCUUCUCCUGCCUUAAAGGCACCACCUUUGGCAGCAAAUGCUCCUUCCGAUGCCGUCACCCUGCGCAGCUGAAAGGCAACAACAGUCUCCUGACCUGUAUGGAGGAUGGCCUGUGGUCCUUCCCAGAGGCCCUGUGUGAGCUCAUGUGCCUAGCUCCGCCCCCAGUGCCCAACGCAGACCUCCAGACAGCCCGGUGCCGAGAGAACAAGCACAAGGUGGGCUCUUUCUGCAAGUACAAGUGCAAACCUGGAUAUCACGUGCCUGGCUCCUCUCGGAAGUCAAAGAAACGGGCCUUCAAGACUCAGUGUACCCAAGAUGGUAGCUGGCAGGAGGGAGCUUGUGUUCCUGUGACCUGUGACCCACCUCCGCCGAAAUUCCACGGGCUCUACCAGUGCACGAAUGGCUUCCAGUUCAACAGCGAGUGUAGAAUCAAGUGUGAAGACAGCGAUGCUGCCCAGGGACGUGGGAGCAACAUCAUCCACUGCCGGAAAGACGGCACCUGGAGCGGCUCCUUCCACGUCUGCCAGGAGAUGCGAGGCCAGUGCUCGGCCCCGGACCAGCUCAACAGCAACCUCAGACUGCAGUGCCCAGAAGGCUAUGCCAUAGGGUCGGAGUGUGUCACCUCGUGCCUGGACCACAACAGCGAGUCUAUCAUCCUUCCAGUGAACGUGUCUGUACGGGACAUCCCCCACUGGCUGAACCCCACACGGGUGGAGAGAGUAGUCUGCACGGCUGGUCUCAAGUGGUAUCCUCACCCUGCUCUGAUUCACUGCGUCAAAGGCUGUGAGCCCUUCAUGGGAGACAAUUACUGUGAUGCCAUCAACAACCGAGCCUUCUGCAACUACGAUGGUGGGGACUGCUGUGCCUCUACGGUGAAGACCAAGAAGGUCACCCCCUUCCCUAUGUCCUGUGACCUACAAGGUGACUGUGCUUGUCGGGACCCCCAGGCCCAAGAACACAGCCGGAAGGACCUCCGGGGAUACAGCCAUGGCUAAGGAAGGACAAGGAGUUGACAAAGAAUUCCCAGCACCAGGACUCGCAUCCCUUUGGUAUUGAUUUCACAGUCAGCUGCUCAACGGAAUGGCCUCCCCACACCAGGGAUCCUUAGCACCCAACCGGUCUGCCUUUAAUUUCACCCAGGAAGGACUUACAGUAGGGGCGCAUGAGCCAAGUCUCACCACGCUGGAUGAUGGAAUGGAAUCCCAUCCCAAAGUCUUAGACGGAUUGCAAAGAUGAGUGUGCAGUCCCAGAGCCUAAAAUUCUCAUUUGUCACACAACCACA
This is a messenger RNA of Odobenus rosmarus divergens (Pacific walrus), 5093 nucleotides long. It is a transcript of the gene PAPPA, whose product is annotated as pregnancy-associated plasma protein A, pappalysin 1. Lineage: Eukaryota; Metazoa; Chordata; Mammalia; Carnivora; Odobenidae. The record is from RefSeq and is a predicted model, not a curated record. The transcript is spliced from 23 exons. The coding region runs from base 1 to 4806 and encodes 1601 amino acids. Gene Ontology annotation, molecular function: metallopeptidase activity.